Molecule: messenger RNA, 753 nt
Organism: Dendrobium catenatum
Lineage: Eukaryota; Viridiplantae; Streptophyta; Magnoliopsida; Asparagales; Orchidaceae
Product: TPD1 protein homolog 1-like
Exons: 1
Coding region: 203-577 (124 amino acids)
Biological process (GO): cell fate determination
Source: RefSeq, a predicted model, not a curated record
AGCUACUUUCACAUUAAUAACAAUUCUCAGCCCACCUCUCUGAAAUUCCUCAUUCGAUGCGCUCACAUGGCAUCGAAUCCCAUUUUCACUCCCACUCCAACUCCUUAUAUAAGACCUAUCAGAUCCCCAAAUCUCCAAAGUGAGCCACAGAGAAAACCCCCAAAUCCAGCUCCAGCAAGCACGAGGUAGCAUACAUCACACAAUGUGCAAACUUCUCAAGUUCUUCUCAGUCUUAGCAACUAUCAGCCUCGCCAUAGCCGGAGCUCGGUCCGCGUCUUGCCGGAGCUCCGACAUUGUCGUCCACCAGACUCGGACCGGUCGGAUCGUCGAAGGAAAGCCGGAAUAUGAGGUAAAUCUAAGCAAUCUCUGCCAUUGCCAGCAAUCUAGGGUUGUGGUCCGAUGCUACGGUCUUAGCAGCGUAGAAGCCGUCGAUCCGCGAUCGAUUAAACCCCUCGACGAAGAACGCUGCCUUGUGGGCGGUGGACGGCCGAUUGCUCCUGGUGCGCUGGUAAGAUUUAAGUAUGCUUGGUUAACGCCACAGGAUUUUCCUCUCGUUGCUUCAAAAAUCCUUUGUUAGUGCUUGAAAAAUUUGGUAAUCAAUGUGCUGGUGUAAUCUCUCGGCCGUUGGAUCUACAGCUUUUAUUGUUGGAUUUUUAGGGUUUAGUAGUGUUGAGAUGGAGAGGUUUUUGUGUUCUUCAGAUAUUUUCUGUUUUGUGUUUUAUAAAUGAAUUUAUGUCUUGUUUUUUUCUCUUC